GAAGUAAAAGUAUAAUUUUACCUUAAAAAACAGCAUCAAGUCACAAUAUAAAAUGACUGUUAUUGCAUCCCCAAAAGAUUGAGAGUAGCCCGCACAGUCCAUACUCAUAAACCAACAGAGAACUCCUCAGUCAAUGGACGUGGAGUCAGGCACACCACCGCCUCCGCCAUCAGCCGUCGCGCCAUCCCCUAUAACCACCCGCCUCAACUCCUAUGUCGCUGAGAGCCGUAUCGGUAAACGCUUCAAGCUCACGGAACGCAACACUACCUUCACCACCGAGCUCCGCGCCGGCACCGCAACGUUCCUCACAAUGGCUUACAUCCUCGCUGUGAACGCCUCCAUUCUAUCAGAUUCCGGCGGAACAUGCUCCGUUUCCGACUGCAUCCCUCUUUGUUCCGACCCCUCCAUUUCGCCCCUGGACUGCGUUACCCACCCCGACGUCCGCCUCGUCCCCCCCGACGCCGCCUGCAAAUUCAACCCCGUCAACCCUGGCUACGCCGCGUGUGUGGAGAAAACACGUAAAGAUUUGAUCGUCGCGACCGUGGCUGCUUCCCUCAUAGGCUGCGCAAUCAUGGGCAUCUUCGCCAAUCUCCCCUUGGCUCUGGCCCCCGGAAUGGGUGCUAAUGCGUAUUUCGCUUACACAGUCGUCGGAUUUCAUGGCUCAGGAAAUGUAUCAUAUCAAAGCGCAUUGGCAGCUGUAUUCAUGGAGGGAUUAAUCUUUCUGUUAGUCUCCGCCGUCGGUUUGCGUGCUAAGCUUGCCAAAUUAGUGCCCGAAACUGUAAGAAUUUCUUCCUCUGCUGGGAUUGGAUUGUUUCUAGCGUUUAUUGGAUUGCAAAACAAUCAAGGGGUUGGCCUCAUUGGCUAUAGCGCCUCCACAUUGGUCACAUUGGGAGGUUGUCGGAGCUCCGACAGAACAGCGGUGGCGCCGGUGAUGACUUCAGCGAACGGCACCAUUUCUUUAAUCCCCGGCGGCGCUGUUUCGGACGACAUACUCUGCUUGCAUGGACGCAUGGAGAAUCCCACAUUCUGGCUUGGGGUAGUGGGAUUCGUGAUUAUAGCUUACUGCUUGGUGAAAAACAUUAAGGGGGCUAUGAUUUACGGCAUUGUUUUCGUGACGGCCGUUUCUUGGUUCAGAAACACGAAUGUCACCGCAUUUCCAAACACUCCGGCGGGGGAUUCCGCCUACGAGUACUUCAAGAAAGUAGUUGAUGUUCACAAAAUCGAGAGCACCGCCGGAGCUUUGAGCUUCAAGAGCAUCAGAAAAGGCCAUUUCUGGGAGGCCCUGAUCACGUUUUUGUACGUAGAUAUACUGGACACCACCGGGACUCUGUACUCCAUGGCCCGCUUCGCCGGAUUUACGGACGCCAACGGCGAUUUCGAGGGCCAGUAUUUCGCUUUCAUGGCGGACGCGUCUUCCAUUGUUGCGGGGUCGCUGUUGGGGACCUCGCCGGUGACGGCGUUCAUCGAAUCAUCGACAGGGAUAAGGGAGGGCGGGAGAACGGGCUUGACGGCACUGACGGUGGCGGGGUAUUUCGUGCUGGCCUUUUUCUUGACGCCGUUGCUGGCGUCGAUACCGCCAUGGGCGGUGGGGCCACCGCUGAUACUGGUGGGGGUGCUGAUGAUGAGGGCGGUGGUGGAAGUGGAGUGGGGUGAUAUGAAGGAAGCAAUUCCGGCGUUUAUGACUAUGAUUUUGAUGCCGUUGACGUACUCCAUUGCUUAUGGUUUGAUUGGUGGUAUUGGAACUUAUAUUGUACUCCAUUUGUGGGAUUGGGGAAAGGGAUUAUUGGAAAAACAUCCCAUGAUUAUUAGGAAUAAUUUCUUGGUAAAUAUUUAAAUAGGAAUGUACAUAAAUUUCUUUAAAUUUAAACAAGGGUUAUUACACUCAUUGUUCUUUUUUUUU
This is a messenger RNA of Sesamum indicum (sesame), 1900 nucleotides long. Lineage: Eukaryota; Viridiplantae; Streptophyta; Magnoliopsida; Lamiales; Pedaliaceae. The record is from RefSeq and is a predicted model, not a curated record.